UGCCAGCAGCGAACGAGCAGAAAAGCACUGGGAGAAACCUGAGGCGAUUGCUCGUAACCACAUCGUCCAAGGGCCUCUCCAAAACCAUCAAAACGAGCGGUACUCCCCGCACCAACUGCACAACUUUGAACCUUUUUUUGUUUGAAGACAAAUGGUGAAAAACUACUCCAGGCUACAGCUCCACUGAGUCUAGUUUCACGCUUCCAAGGCCCCUUCUGGAAGUUUCUGACGUGUACGGCCCUCCACGGCCUCCGUCCGCAGCUUCACCUCUGGCUGUGGAACCACAGAUGCAUCGUUUCGUCCCACCAGAAGAGGGCGGUGUUAUCGCUCCUGUUUCACGGAGAAUCCCUGACUGGGGCUUGCCAGUGCUGCUGCCUCAUUAGCCUGUUCCCUCAGCGAGGAGUCCGGCGACUGGGCAGAGCCGUGACAGCCAGAUGCCACUGCUAAACUAAAGGUGGAGCCAAGUAGGUUCGACAUGUGCCUCCUCAACGGGCCCACCCAGAGACACCAGGGAAAAGUGCCUCAAAGCAGCCCAGCUUUAAUCUGGUUGCUGUGUGUGGUGGCUGGCCAGCUGGGCAUGGGGGUUGGCUGCCCGUCAGUAUGUAUCUGCAAUGGCACGAAAGUGGACUGUAGUGGUCGUGGCCUGGUCACCCUACCCACUCUCAACUUACCAGCCGGCACCCGUACCCUCCUACUGUCCAACAACCGACUGGCGUCGUUGCUGCCUGGCUCCUUCGCAAACCACAGUGGCUUGGAGCAUCUGGACCUCUCCAACAACUACCUGGAUGGCCUUCCAGCAGCCCUCUUUGAAGGACUUGGCAACCUAACAGAGCUGGAGUUACGCAACAACAGCCUGACCAUGCUGGACCGUGACCUCCUGAGGGGCCUGGGCCGCCUGCAGCGCCUCGACCUGUCGCUCAAUGGGCUGUCCUCUGUGCCCCUUGGUCUGCUGGACGAGCUUCCAGGCUUGGCCUGGCUCUCACUGGCUGGAAACCGGCUGCACGCACUGGAGAGGGCUGCUUUUGAGCCGCUGGCCGGCCUGCAGCAGCUCCACCUAGGUGGCAACCCUUGGGAAUGCGACUGCAACCUAAGGGACUUCAAGCACUGGAUGGAGUGGUUGCUGUAUAGAGGUGGGAGGGUGGAUGCUGUCGAGUGCACCCUCCCCAAGGACCUGCGUGGGCGGGACAUCAGGGGUGUACCAGUGGAGAUGUUCAACUACUGCCUCCAGCUGGAGGAUGAGAAUGGGGGGACACGAGGGGGCACGCCACCCUGCGGUAGGGCCAGCCCCCCAACUGCUGCCCAGCCCUCGGAGGGCCCACCCCCAGCGACAGCGGACUGUGUGCGACAGCGGUACCGGCCGGUAAGCGUAAGGCGGGCCAUCGGCACGGUGGUCAUUGCCGGUGUCGUGUGCGGCAUCGUGUGCAUCAUGAUGGUGGCAGCGGCUGCCUACGGCUGCAUCUAUGCAUCACUCAUGGCGAAGUACCAGCGCGAGCUGAAGAAGAGGCAGCCAUUGAUGGGGGACGGUGAUGGUGAUGGUGACCAGGAGGAGAAGCAGAUCUCCUCAGUGGCUUAGAGCAGAGGUGUAUUGAGAAGCCACAUGGAUGUCUCCUAUGAUGCGAUCCUGUUGGUCUUUUCUGUCUUGUCUUAUUCCAUGUUUGGAGGAUUACUUCCUUGCUCAGUCACUGGGCCGACUCCUGUCCUCCAGUCAACUCCCUGCCUAAAAUCUCUGUAAGGGGGUUCCUCCUCCUGUAACCAGCUUUCUGAAAGCCCGGUACCACUAGGCACAUUGGAGGGUCAGAAACAGACAUCAGUUUAUGCACUCGAAUUUUAACUGCUAUGAACCCCUUUAACAUGACAACACAGAGAACUGUGAAUGAAAACAAAGAAACCAUGACCCUCCGUACCCCUCACAUGUCUUCUGUUCGAAGCUCCUUGGCGGAAAUUUAAUAAAGGGAGGAUUAGAGGACCCCACUGUUUUCUUCUACUCUCCAGCUCGUCCCCUUUCGGAGAAGCGCAGUGUCAGGGAACUAGAAAUUUGUCCUCCAUCUUGAAGGCAUUACUGCAGCCUGAGCAGUUCCAGGCAGGUCUGCACUGGACCGCCAUGUCUCUCUGUCUCUGCAUCUGGAGCAUCUCAUCAGUGACAAUAAUACAGAUGAGCUUGUAUUUCGGAGAUCACCUCUAUACUGUACAGUAUAAUACCAUAUUCUCUGCCAUGUGAUAUGACCUCCAUUUCUUCUGUACAAUUUUCAUUUUCAUAUUUCAUCAUUAAUUUCUAAACUUUUUCAUCAAGGAGGAUUAAUUAUUGUCAUUAGUUUUUUAGCAUUUGGACAGAUCUUCAUAAGAAAAAUUAUAUACAGUAAAUGCUAAUGACAUUAGCAGUUCAUAGGUGAAUGCUGUUUUGUUUGUUACAUGUGUAUUAGAGCUGUAUUAAGCUAGAUCUCAGUCCAGUGGAUGGUAUUUCCAGUCACUCUUCCAGGUCACCUGACUAGAACAGGAGAAGCGGAAUACGCCUCCUGGGUAUUCUGUCACCACGGAGACAGGCUAGAAUUGGGGAGAUGGCUGAGGUUUUAAGAGAAAUGCUUCCUGUUCUGGAGGACAUGCAGGUCAGUCAAAAGACCCUCCUUUUUGCCACACACACACACACCCUGUUAUUUUGUGUUUUUUGUUCCUUUUUUUGAGAUUAGAGGUGUUGCAGCCUUUUAGAGGUUGAACAAUCAAGUCAGAUGUUUGUCUUGUGUUAUUGGACCACUUAGAACCACUGGAGUAGACAAGAGUUUCUUUUUGAUGUUCUUGAUAUGAGCAGCUUCCAUUCAGCCUCUCUCAGAGCACGCAACUCAUCUCACGUAGUUCCAGCAGCCCUACAGUUCUCUCUCCUCUUAACAGGCAGACAUUUUUAACUAAGUAACAUCAGUGACUGGUACAUUUUAUUAAAUGGUCUCUCAACCUACAGAAGGUACUAGAAAUUUACUCCUCUGUAAAGGUCUGUUAUUAAUAAAUAAAAUAUAGAAUAAAGCAGGUUUUCAACCCAGAACACUCCAACAUAAGGGAUGUAAUCAGGUCCGAGAUGUAUUUUUUAUGCCCUUCAGUGCUGACGAUGCUGCAGAGGGGACUAGACGUGGAAUUCUUGACCUGAAUCUGUCCUGAUUCUGUGUAAUACAAAUGGUCCCUGCAGCUGUCUGCACACAUCAAACACAAGUGGGACAAGGGAUGGACUGGGGCACAGGAGAAAAGAAAAAGAACUUGUGCAGGUAAAUCAGAGCUGGCCUAUUGGGCUUCACUAUCAGUCUUCCUGUGAUGCUGCUUGCUGCUAGCUCCAGCCACAUAGGUGCUGGCUCUGUACUGUAUUUAAAGAGUCCUCUGACAGAACCUCUCAGCAUGGGUGAAACUCUACCCACAACACUUGCACCCUAUCUUGUUCUACUUCAACACUCAGUCCCCUUCUGCCACUGUUAUACACACACACACACACACACACACACACACACACACAGAGGGUCUCUACACAGCCGCUGACCGUCUGACGGCAGAAGGAGGGAAUGACUUGGACACGAGAGGCACUUGUUUCAGAAUUUCUCAUGGUCUUGGCUGUAAGUGUUGUGAUUUACGCCAGCAAAAUUGUUUUUUUUUGUCUCAGAGUGGUGCAUUUUGGAAUCAUUAUUCAAAAGGCAUUUUUUUAUUUGACUGUAUGCUAUGCAAACCUGUGAAGCUCCUGGAAUAGGGCUGGGAUGUUUGGAAGGAGUGGCAGUUGGAUAGACUUGAGAUGUAAUUAAAACAAUAAUACAUUUAGAAAAAUUUGCCUAAUGCUGACCAUGUUAGGGUCAUAUCUCACAGAGGUUGUGAUGUGCUAUGAGACAUAUUUUAUUAAUAAUAUUGUUUGUUUAAUACCAAGAAACCAUAGGCCUGAAAACAGACGCUUUAAAAAAAUAAAAUAUUGAUGUCUAUCGUGCAUUCAACAAAUUUUUUUUUCCCUGAUUCAGAAUAAUUGUAACUCUCACUUCAAAUGGUGCUCUAGUACUGUCGAUUUCAUGCGGGAGAAAACCUCACAAAAAAAACAAGGACCUGAUCAACACUGGACACGCAUUUGGGAUUUACAAAGUGGAAAGCAGCUCCUUUCAAGAAACUACAGCGCCACCUGCAGGCACCAAUGAGAACAGCACACAGAGCAGCAGUGCAAAGCAGACACAAUAUUCAGGAAACUUUAGAAUCGUCAAUGUGUUGCUAACUACAUCUUGCUUGGAAAACAUGAAUAAACCACUAAUCCGAUUUGAAAAAUAAUGGCCCAUAAGACAUCAGUGAGAUUCACAAACUAUGUAUUGUAACAGGGUGUUUGGUCAGUAUUCAGUCUAUUUGCAUUUCUUACCAAAGAAAAUGCCAGAAUAAUACAACAUGUAACCUUUUACAGCUGAAGUGUGUUAUGUUUCUGUGAAUAGUGUGUCUUUGUGUCUGUUGUUAUUUCAUAAAUUAUCCUAAAAUUACAUUUACCAGUUAACCUUGAGCGUGUAGAAAUAUCUUGAGCGGUAUAUUUAAAAAAUCUAUAAAACCUAUAGAAUAAUCUAAAACCUCAGAGUGACUCUGUGCUAAACCCAGUGUUACUUGUAUUGUUUGUGAAAUAACAAUCGUAGAAAAUACUAAGAUGAUUGUUGUUACUGAAAUGGCCCCUCCCUGUGUACAGCCCAUGUUGAGAAGGCUUUAAUUUGCAGCUUUUUAGAAACGUAAAGGACGAGGAUAAGCACUGAAUUAUUGGUGAUUUGUUUUGAGGCCACAAAAUGCACUUUAUGGAUGCUUAACACGCUAACAGUCAUGUAAAACAAGACUAUUUAGCAUUCAGCAAGAGAGCAGCCAACUGUAUAACAACAAAGCACUUUUAGUGUUUGCAAGUAUUGCUGUAAAGAUAAACUUUAAAACCAGAUACUUAAGCUAGAAGUUAUGGAGCAAAUAGCACAGAAUUUUUUCUCAGCCUCCUCUUUGUUAUGGUUGCAUCUUUCUUCCCCUUUGCCACAUCUCCCAAUGUUGACCUCUUAGCGGUUACUGAGCGCCAUAUCACGCUCCAAUCCAUGACUAACUAUGAUUCACUGUGUGUGGCCAGUUGGAGAAGGAUAGCUUCUCCAUUUCUGCUCUCGUGUGUUUAGACAGAGGGAGCUUCCCUGUGAAACAGGCUCUGUGCAUCUCCUUCCAGUUUAAUCAUGUGUUUGAUUAUUUAUUAGGUUUAUCUUCUUCCGUUAUUUUUUCUAAAGAUGUUAUAAAGAAGUUAUAUGGGAUGAAACAAAUUGCCUCUUUAUUUUUUGCUCAAUAUUAAAACUUGUUUGAAAUACUGUUUGUUG
This is a messenger RNA of Scleropages formosus (Asian bonytongue), 5321 nucleotides long. RefSeq names its product leucine-rich repeats and transmembrane domains 2a (gene lrtm2a). Lineage: Eukaryota; Metazoa; Chordata; Actinopteri; Osteoglossiformes; Osteoglossidae. The transcript is spliced from 6 exons. Gene Ontology annotation, cellular component: plasma membrane. The record is from RefSeq and is a predicted model, not a curated record. Gene Ontology annotation, molecular function: protein binding. Bases 476 to 1573 code for a protein of 365 amino acids.